AUGAGUUCCUACAUGUCAAGCAAGAAGACUAUCAAAAUCAAUCCAGACAACGGGAUCAUGGAGGAGCUCAGGAAGAGGGCUGAGGCUGAUAAGAAUGACGAAUCAGUUAAGGAUCUCGUGCUUUUGCUGUUAGAGACUGCCCUUUUGAAAUCUGGUUUCAGUUUGGAUGACCCGAACACUUUUGCUGCGAGAAUUCAUAGAAUGCUGAAGGUUGGGCUGAGCAUUGAUGAAGAAAACGAGGAUGGGGAACUGGAGGAGGAAGGAAAUGAAGAGAGCAAUAUGGAGAGAGGUCAAUUAAAAAAUUCGAAAGGUAUUAAUUGA
Molecule: messenger RNA, 321 nt
Organism: Striga asiatica
Lineage: Eukaryota; Viridiplantae; Streptophyta; Magnoliopsida; Lamiales; Orobanchaceae
Source: the annotation of a GenBank genome assembly